AUGGGUAUCGCAUCAUUUUUCAGUUGGCUCAUCAGAAAAUAUCCAUCAAUUGUUAGUCGAUGUAUUGAAGAUCAAUCAUCGAAAGAUGAAGACUUGUUAAAACCAAAUCCAAAUGGAGUCGAGUUUGAUAAUCUGUAUUUGGAUAUGAACGACAUCAUUCAUCAAUGUACUCGUGUAGAAGUCGGUCAACUACCAAAGAAUGAAGAUGAAAUGAUCAUCAAAAUCUUUGAAUUUAUUGAUCGUAUCUUCUCAAUCGUUCGUCCAAGAAAACUUCUUUAUUUGGCUAUCGAUGGUGUUUGUCCACAUGCAAAAAUGAAUCAACAACGAUCGAGACGUUUUCAAGCAGCAGCACAGGGCGAACUAAUAGAAAAUAAUUUAUCAACGACAAUGAUAAAAGAACAAAAAUUUGAUUCGAUUUGUAUAACACCCGGCACUGUGUUCAUGUUUCGCCUUGCUGAGUGUCUUCGUUUUUAUAUUCUUUCGCGUAUGAACAAUGUUCCAGCAUGGCGAAAUCUGAUAGUGAUUUUGUCCGAUGCUAGUGUACCCGAUGAAGGUGAACAUAAAAUAAUGGAAUACAUUCGUUGUCAGCGUGCACAACCAAAUUAUAAUAUAAAGACGAAUCACGUACUGUACGGGAUGGACGCUGAUUUAAUUUUGUUGGGUCUUGCCAUACAUGAACCUUAUUUCACAAUAAUGCGACAAGAAUUUGUACCGAAUAGAGAUAGAUUCGGAAUACAAGGUGACUAUAGUCUGUCAAACGAACAAUUUGAUGUGAAUAUUCGACCAUUUAUAUACGUUAAUUUGUUAGUGCUGAGAGAUCAUAUCUAUUGUGAUUUAAAACUGGAUUUGCCUCCGUCGUUUACAUGGAACAUUGAACGGGCUGUUGACGAUUGGAUAUUUCUGUGUUGUCUGGUUGGCAAUGAUUAUUUGCCACAUUUGCCAUCGUUACAAAUAGGAGAGAAUGCCAUCGACCGUUUAACUGAUCUUUACAAAGAAAAUUUGUCUAAGUUUAGAGAAUAUCUAACAGAAAAUGGCAUACCGAAUAUGGAACGUACUGAAAUUAUUUUGAAUGGAAUUGGACGAUUUGAAGAUGAAAUCUUUCGUAAUCGUAAUGAACAGAAUACCCAAGCAAAUCAAGAAGAGAAACAGAAAAAAGUGGAUCAAGCAAAGAAAGAUGCAAUCGCGUAUGUAUUUGUUUGUUUAAAUGCAACAAUAAUUCACUAACAUGAGAGUUCUGCACGUUCGAAAUUACUUCUAAAAAUUUUUCUCAUUUCGAAUGAGAACACUAAGUAAUGCUUCACUAACUUAUCGAUCUACACAUUUUUUUUUAAUUGCUUCAAAUCGAUUCAGUGUAUAGGAGGCAGUGCACGAUAGAAACGCACUUUUCCAGCAUAGCGUGCUCAAUGCACUGUCACAGAUUUUUCUCAAAUUAUCAGAGCAGAUAGAGAAAUGUGUCCUGAACAUUUUUGUCUCUUGACA
Messenger RNA from Didymodactylos carnosus, 1479 nucleotides. The record is from the annotation of a GenBank genome assembly. Lineage: Eukaryota; Metazoa; Rotifera; Eurotatoria; Philodinida; Philodinidae.